Carassius carassius (crucian carp) is the source of this 976-nucleotide messenger RNA. RefSeq lists its product as uncharacterized. Bases 1 to 699 code for a protein of 232 amino acids. The record is from RefSeq and is a predicted model, not a curated record. The transcript has 2 exons. NCBI's taxonomy places the organism in Eukaryota, Metazoa, Chordata, Actinopteri, Cypriniformes, Cyprinidae.
AUGGGAUACACCAGCCACACCCGUCUCACCAGACAAGAUGGCCGACUCUACGCCUGUGUCUCCAGACAAGAUGACCGACUCUACGCCUGUGGCUCCAGACAAGAGGCCGUCCCCGAGCAGCCGCUGUUGUCCCGGAGGCUGUCCCUGAACAGCCCGCUAUUAAACAGGUUCUCCCCACUCAGUGAUGCACCCACUGAGAAACCUGAUGAAAGUGCUCUAGUUAUUGGUGAUUCUAUUGUACGGAAUGUGAAUAUAGAGACACCAGCCACCAUAGUCAAAUGUUUACCGGGAGCCAGAGCGCCUGACAUCUUGGCAAAUUUAAAAGUGCUGGCUAAUGCUAAACGUAAAUACAGUAAGAUUGUUAUUCAUGCCGGCGCUAAUGAUGUUCGACUUCGCCAGUCGGAGAUCACUAAAAAUAACAUUAAAGAGGUGUGUGAACUUGCAAGCACGAUGUCAGACACUGUAAUAUGCUCUGGUCCCCUCCCUGCUUACCGUGGUGAUGAGAUGCAUAGCAGAUUGUCAUCACUCAAUGGCUGGAUGUCUAAGUGGUGCCCACAGAAUAACAUAGGUUUCAUAGACAAUUGGACGAGCUUUUGGGGCAGACCUGACCUGUUUAAAAGAGAUGGUCUUCAUCCCUCCUGGGAUGGCGCCACUCUUCUCUCUAGAAAUAUGGCAAAUAGUCUUAGUGUUUAUACUUGACUAACUGGGGCCCAGGUCAGGAAGCAGACAGACUGGCUAAACCGACCGUCUGCUAGCUGCCUCCCGUCACAGAGGUCAGUUAAUUCUCAGCACAUAGAGACUCUAUCACCUAGAUAUCACACUAUAGAGACUGUGUCUGUUCCCCGAACUAGAAAAUACAAAACGUCCAAACCAAGUUAAGAUUAACAAUUUAAUUGAGGUUCAACAAAUAAAAAACAGAAGCAAUAUGGAUAAACAAAUGAUAAAGCUUGGCUUAUUGAAUAUCAGAUCCCUUUCU